AUGACCGGUGUUACUAGUAGUGAUUGUACUAGUAAUGAAAAGGGAAAAGGUGUGGCUCAUGCUUUACCUGUGGCAAUCCCUGCUUCCUCCUCUCAUGGAGAGAAACCUGAGAAGUUCAAUGGAACUGAUUUCAAGAGGUGGCAACAAAAGAUGCUGUUCUAUUUUACCACACUCAAUUUGGCCAAGUUCUUGAAGGAAGAUGCUCCUGCUACUAGUACUACUACAGAAGUGGUUGCUGCUACAGAUGCAUGGUAUCACUCGGACUUCCUUUGCAAGAACUAUAUCCUCAAUGGAUUGGACAAUACUUUGUACAAUGUAUACAGUCCAAUCAAAACUGCCAAGGCCCUGUGGGAGUCACUUGACAAGAAAUAUAAGACCGAAGAUGCUGGCAUGAAGAAAUUCGUGGUUGGUCGAUUUCUUGAUUUCAAGAUGGUGGACUCCAAGACAGUCAUCAAUCAAGUCCAAGAACUUCAAGUUAUUAUGCAUGAGAUUGAGGUAGAAAACAUGGUUCUAAGUGAGACUUUCCAAGUGGCUGCAAUCAUUGAAAAAUUGCCACCAUCCUGGAAAGAUUUUAAGAAUUAUCUCAAGCAUAAGCGCAAAGAGAUGAGACUUGAAGAUCUAAUCGUGAGGCUAAGGAUUGAGGAAGACAACCAUGGCUCUGAAAAGAAAACCGGUGGUAACUCCAUGGUGGCUAAAGCACAUGUAGUGGAGGAUAGGCCAAAGAACAAGAAAAAGAGGAAACACUCAGGAGAAGGCUCUAGCCAAAGGAACUCAAAGAAGAACAAAGGGUUCAAGGGCAAAUGCUUUAACUGCAACAAGCAUGGUCAUAGAGAGGCAAACUGUCAAAGCAAGGGAAAAAGCACAGAAGUUCACAUGACCAAGGAGGAGAAAUUGUCCAAUAAGAUAUUUGAUAUUAACCUCUUGUCCGUAAUCUAUGAAGUGAACCUAGUAAGCAAUACUGAGGAAUGGUGGGUGGAUACUGGAGCUACACGCCACAUCUGCUCUGAUAGGAAGAUGUUUACUACCUAUCAACAACUGAACCAAGGGGAACAACUAUUCAUGGGAAACUCAUCAGCUUCCAAGGUUGAAGGACAAGGAAAGGUGGUUUUGAAGAUGACUUCUAGCAAGGAAGUCACCCUAAAUCAAGUACUUCAUGUGCCUGACAUUUGA
This is a messenger RNA of Prunus mume (Japanese apricot), 1170 nucleotides long. The record is from RefSeq and is a predicted model, not a curated record. NCBI's taxonomy places the organism in Eukaryota, Viridiplantae, Streptophyta, Magnoliopsida, Rosales, Rosaceae.